Molecule: messenger RNA, 3319 nt
Organism: Ictalurus furcatus (blue catfish)
Lineage: Eukaryota; Metazoa; Chordata; Actinopteri; Siluriformes; Ictaluridae
Product: Na(+)/H(+) exchange regulatory cofactor NHE-RF2
Exons: 6
Coding region: 480-1565 (361 amino acids)
Biological process (GO): protein localization to plasma membrane
Cellular component (GO): apical plasma membrane
Molecular function (GO): signaling receptor binding; protein-membrane adaptor activity
Source: RefSeq, a predicted model, not a curated record
CACACACACGCGCGCGCGCGCACGCGCGCACACACACAGUGAUGGGAGACUUAACGGGGACGUUGCCUGUUGCUCGUGCUGUCAGGAUGUUCUACAGGGACCCUCCUGCUGAUUAUCACUAAAGCUGACAUGCAACUGAUAAACUUAAUCAUUUCAGACAUUGCAUUUGUUUCAGUUCUGGAGGACAAACGCAAAACCAAGCAAAUGGACGGUGCACACACGGACACACACGGGCUCGCGUAAUAAAGUGCUGUUUGGGAUCCUGAAUAUUGACGCUUAAUGAAAAGGACGACUGGCCGCGUUUUAUGCGUCAUGCACUCUGUAAAGCCUUAGCCCCAGAAUCAAGCACUGAGCCAAGACAACGUGCUUUUGUAGCGCGAGGCUUCUGCGCUAAUGUCUUUUAUUCGGGAUUAAUCACGGGGUAAAAUCGGCUAUAUUCGCGCGUGGACUUUUUUUUUUUUGAUGCUGAAGCGAAAAGCAUGGCGAGCGAUCUGAAACCACGGCUUUGCUGCAUGACCAAAGGUGAGAAUGGCUACGGGUUUCACUUGCACGGAGAGAAGGGAAAAACCGGCCAGUACAUCCGCAAAGUGGAGCAUCCUUCUCCAGCCGAGGAGUCAGGACUGCGCGCGGGGGACCGAGUGGUGGAGGUGAACGGGGAAAAUGUUGAGAGAGAAACCCAUCAGCAAGUGGUGCAGAGGAUCAAGGCAAUGGAGCACGAAACCAGGCUGCUGGUGGUGGACCGUGAGACGGAUGAGUACCUGCGCAGCCUGCGCCUCACCUGCACAGAGGACAUGGCUGUGCGAGUCAGUCCAUCAGCCUCUUCCUCCUCCCCUCCCCCGACCCAUAGCAAGCGGGAGAACAACUCUGUGUCCAAACUGCCAACCAGUCGUGAGAUACCCAAACCCAGCAGGAGGUCCCCGUCACGGGCUACCAAAAAGGAGGCUCCGGUGAUGCCGUCCGUUCCAGCAGACGUGUCCGAGCUUGUCCCCAGGCUGUGUCACCUGGUUCGGGCAGAAACAGGAUACGGCUUCAACCUGCACAGUGAGAAGUCCAGACCGGGUCAGUACAUCCGCUCUCUGGAUCCUGGCUCUCCAGCUGACCGUGCAGGCCUCCGACCACAGGACAGACUGAUCGAGGUGAACGGGGUGAACAUUGAGGGCAUGCGUCACGCCGAGGUGGUGGCCUUCAUCAAGCGCGGAGGGGACGAGACCCAUUUACUGGUAGUGGAUCCAGACACGGACGAGCAUUUCAAAAAGCUGGGCAUCACCCCCAGCAGCAGCCAUGUCAAAGGAUUCGAGGGACAGACUAUUACUAACGGCUCACCAAAUCCUCGAGUCAAUGGCCACUCCACCCAGUCAGCACACUCCGACCACAGCAGUCAAGACACCAGCACGCAGAACUCCGAGGAUGGCGAUAGCCACUCGCUGGACCCUUUCGCAGAGAUCGGUCUGAGACUGAGCCCCACAGCGGCGGAGGCCAAAGAGAAAGCACAUGCCAAGCGUGGCAAGAAGAGGGCACCACAGAUGGACUGGAAUAAGAAAUAUGAGAUUUUUAGCAAUUUCUGAACGUACACAGUUUCACACACUCCGCAGUCCAGACCUCCACCCCAUAACAUCCCCCCCACACCACCCCCCGACCGCUCCUGUCAUGACUGACUGCUUUUAAGGGUGAAGGCUGUUAUUUUUGUAGAAAAAGAAAACCAGGAAAAAAAUAUUUUUAAAGGAUGAUUGGAGCAGGCACAGGGGAAAGGCCUCAGUCUAUUUUUUCACUCAUUUUUAACUGGAAAAGACUUUUUUAAAAACCUGAUUCAGAACUGUGAUGAAAAAGGGCCAACAAGAACAUGAAGAAGGGAAGAGAAACAAGAAAGAUCUUUAGGGUUUUUUUUGUUUGUUUGUUUGUUUCAUUUUUUUUUUAUAUUGCUUUUACUUAAGUUUACUGCUUCUGCUAUGACCACUUCAGACUGAAUUUUUACAAGAGUAGUGGAUUGAUUGUACUACAAAACACACCAGAAAGUUAAUAGCUCUUAAGUUAAAGUUAAAGUUAACAUCUCUUGGUGUCUCGUCGAUCAUCCCUGCUGCUCUCGGCUCAGGUUGACGGAAAUCCUGAGAAGGGAAAAAAGGAUAUGAAUGACUUCUAGCACUGGCUCUUUUAGAAGGACAUGUCAAUUUGAAGUGCGAUGCGUAUGUUCUUUAUAAAUCAGUAUUACAUAUAAAAGAAUUGGUCUGAUUUUGACCCUCCUUGAAGAGGCAUGUCAGAAUAAUCAGCCUUUGUUUACGUACCAGGAGGUUAAAUCAAGCAAAUAAACUGAAAGUACGUUGUUAGGACGAGUGAGGCAGGUACAUAUGUAAACAAGGGUGUAUCUGGUGACUAUUAAACACUAGAGGGCAUCAUUGAGGUAGGUUUAUUUGAAUCAUGGAAGUAACUUAAGCACAGAGGCAGAACUUGCAUUAGAGGGAACCAUUUAAAAAGUCACGUGAUUAGAUGUUCAUUUGUACAAUGAAAAUGUGUCCUAUAUCAACUCAAUGCUAAGCCUAACCCUGACGCUGUGUUGCUUUCUCGAACAAAUCAUUCAUGGAGAUGAAACUGAAACACUGUGUAAACCAAAAUUCCUGAGACUAAAUCAAAAGAAGUAAAGGAAACAAUCAAACAAGUCAUUGUACAGUAACCUAAUGAAGUGAUUGGAGCUUGAUAGACUUUUACUUUUACUGAUGAUGUACUGAUGAUCGUGGCUGCAGUGUGUAGUAUCUGAUCCGCAAACGGACGAAGGACGUCACGAACUCAUAGUGACGAGAAGCUCCUGCAGGAUCCAUAAGCUAAUGAAAAUUCAAGACAUUUAGGGCAUCUGCUGCUUUUAAGGCAAGAGCGCUUGUAGAAAUGUUCAGAUGACCACUCACAGCCUCUGACAAUCAGAACGGCCUGAACUGUGGUACGGUCUAAAACGCCAGCUAUGCUUGGGCUUCUGUUGGAUGAGUAAGAAAGAUCAGUUCUGAUGUCCGCUGAAGUACCUUUCAAUCUGCGUAUAUAACAUCAUUAUUUUAUCUUAUACCCAUGCAUAUUAGCAACGUUGCUGUAUUCCAUUUACACAUCUUUUUUUUUUACUCUACUAUAGUUUUCUUCUUAUGUUUGUUAGCGUCAUUGUGUUUUUGCUGUAGUUUUAUUUUUUUCCUGACAGUGUAUGCAUUCAGACUGCUGUAUGCUCAUGUAUAUUCACUAUGGGAAUAUAUGCCAGGUUGCAUUUUAUUUUAUUUUUUCCAAUAAAGUGUGAUAUUCGCACAUGCUGACAUUGUCAACAAGUGAGUUUAGCACAAGUGAUACUAAA